Molecule: messenger RNA, 270 nt
Organism: Peronospora matthiolae
Lineage: Eukaryota; Oomycota; Peronosporomycetes; Peronosporales; Peronosporaceae
Source: the annotation of a GenBank genome assembly
AUGUGCUUUCCCAGGAAAUCCACCGAGUCAGUGAAUGUCUUGGUGAAUGACGGAUCAAGUGUAGGCGCUUAUACACUGGACCUGGUGACGCCCCCGAAGUCAGCUUCGGAGGUGGUCAAGUUGCCAACGCUAGAAUCCAAAAGAUUUUUGCGAGAUCUGCGUAGUGACAAGAUCAAGCAAAUCUGCGUACUCGUCACAGAGGACGAGUACGACGCCGAUAUUCGGUCGGCACAAGUGUUUGCUGAGAACGAACGGGUUCUCAGUAGCUGA